CGGCAAACAUUGACUUUGAUGUUAAUAAUGCUACUGAUAACGAUGUAAAUAAUAGAAUUAUGUUCACCUCUAGGUGAAACAUAGGGAAACAUAUUUGCUUGUUUUAUUUGUUUCCUAUGAAAUCCUAUGACCGACUGUUACAUGUGAUAUAAAGUCAGUUAUUUUAUGAAAUGAGAGUAAAGCGGCGCAAUUAAUUAGUAGAAUGAAAGGAAACCGAUUGAAGAAAACCACAUUAAUUAAUGUUGUCCUGUUGGGUUUUAUUUAAGCAAAGCGGUCCAGGCGCGCGCACUCGCACGCGCAAAUCCGCGCUAGAUAGUCGCGACUAGUCGAUCCUACAACGACCAUCUAGCGCAAAUGCGCAAAACAUGUAUGAGGGUUUUUUUUUUAUUUUUAAACAAAGCAAAUAAAUUUUCUUUUUUUGAAUCUUCCCCAUCUUACUCUUAAAACGUCGUUUUACGUUCUUCCAGGGUGUAUUUUGGUGUCACAUCUAUUUCAGUAAUCCCAUUGUACGCACUUCAACAAUCAGAAUUGGUUUCAUAAAGUUUUUUAAUAAGUGGAAGAAGAGUUUCAGAAGAACGGUCAGGUACAAACACUAAAAACCUAUUCUAAUCCUCUCUAUCCCAUCCUCCGUUGUAUUUGCACAUCAUAGAUUCAUCUGUUUCUACGAUGUGCCCAAGUCCACCAAUUUGGUAGGGGUUACGCAAAAGAUAGUUACUUGUACUGAUACCAUUGAACAACCAGUAGAUUUUGAAAGACCGACUUUUUAAUGGACUCUUCACCAAAAACAGAAUAUUACAUCCUGUUCACAAGAAAGAAAUUACAUCGUUCAGAUGUGCCAUUGAUAUUUUUAUCAACUUUUAUUGACUACAGAAAGAUGAUAUAUUUAUAAGGAGCAUUCAUCAAUACAUCAACCUCUUUAUAUAAAACAUAUUCAGAGAAAUGUAAAAGACUCUUUCAUUGUUAUAUGUACAAUAAGUUAUUCUCUCAUAAUGAAUCAUUUAACCAAACGCAAAAACCCUGAUGCAGCAGAGAAACCAUAUCACUGUAAUACCUGUGGUAAAUCAUUCUCUCAAAGUGGUCACUUGACUAUACACAAGCGUACACAUACAGGAGAGAAGCCAUAUCAUUGUAAUAUCUGUGGUAAAUCAUUCCCUGAAAGUGGUGCCUUGACUAAACACAAACUUACACAUACAGGAGAGAAGCCAUAUCAUUGUGACACUUGUGGUAAAUCAUUCUCUACGAAUAGUCAACUGAUUUGUCACAAGCGUAUUCAUACUGGAGAAAAGCCAUAUCAUUGUGAUAUCUGUGGUAAAUCAUUCUCUCAGAGUGGGGACUUGACUAGACACAAAUAUACACAUACUGGAGAGAAGCCAUAUCAUUGUGAUAUUUGUGGUAAAUCAUUCCCGGAAAAGAAACAUUUGACUCGUCACAAAUAUAUUCAUACUGGAGGAAAACCAUAUCAUUGUGAUAUCUGUGGUAAAUCAUUUCCUGAAAGUAGUGACUUGAAUAAACACAAGCAUACACAUACAGGAGAGAAGCCAUAUCAUUGUGAUAUUUGUGGUAAAUCAUUCUCUGAAAAUAGUAAUUUGAUUCGUCACAAACGUAUUCAUACUGGAGAGAAGCCAUAUAAUUGUGAUAUUUGUGGUAAAUCAUUCUCUACAAAUAAUUAUUUGACUUGUCACAAGCAUAUUCAUACAGGAGAAAAACCAUAUCACUGUACUAUCUGUGGUAAAUCAUUCUCUCAAAGUGGUCACUUGACUGUACACAAGCGUACACAUACAGGAGAGAAGCCAUAUCAUUGUACUAUCUGUGGUAAAUCAUUCUCUGAAAGCGGUACCUUGACUAAACACAAACGUACACAUACAGGAGAGAAGCCAUAUCAUUGUGAUAUUUGUGGUAAAUCAUUCUCUGAAAGUAAACAUUUGACUCGUCACAAACGUACACAUACAGGAGAGAAACCAUAUCAUUGUGAUAUCUGUGGUAAAUCAUUUCCUGAAAGUAGUGACUUGAAUAAACACAAGCAUACACAUACAGGAGAGAAGCCAUAUCAUUGUGAUAUUUGUGGUAAAUCAUUCUCUGAAAGUAGUAAUUUGAUUCGUCACAAACGUACACAUACUGGAGAGAAGCCAUACCAUUGUGAGAUCUGUGGUAAAUCAUUCUCUACAAAUAGUUAUUUGACUUGUCACAAGCAUAUUCAUACUGGAGAAAAACCAUAUCAUUGUGAUAUCUGUGAUAAAUCAUUCUCUCGCACUGGAGACUUGGCUAGACACAAACUUACACAUACAGGAGAGAAGCCAUAUCAUUGUGAGAUCUGUGGUAACUCAUUUUCUUCCAGUAGUCAUUUGAGUCGUCACAAACGUAUUCAUACUGGGGAAAAACCAUAUUAUUGUGCUAUUUGUGGUAAAUCGUUUUCUCGAAAUAGCAUUUUAACUUGUCACAAAAGUAUUCAUACAGGAGAGAAUCCAUACCAUUGUGAUAUCUGUGGUAAAUCAUUCUUCUAUAAUAGUCAGUUAGCUUAUCAUAUACGUAUUCAUACUGAAGGAAAACCACAUCAAUGUGAUAUCUGUGGUAAAUCAUUUUUUAGAAAUAGCGAUUUAACUAGUCACAAACGUGUUCAUACAGGGGAGAAGCCAUAUCAUUGUGAUAUCUGCGGUAAAUCAUUCUCUCAAAGUGGUACUUUAACUAAACACAAAUUGGCGCAUAUAAGAAAAAAGCCAUAACAUUCCAAUACCUGUGGUAACUAUUUUUGGGAAAUGGUGUCUUAACUAUACAUGAAUAUGUAUAGUUGAUUGAAAAGAAAUAAACAACACAUCAACACACUUUUUCUCCUGGUUAUUUUUAUGUGAAGCUUAAGAAAGUUAUACUGUGGAGAAUAGGAAGAGUGACCGCAAUCAGUACACUGAAUAAUAUAUUGGUGGAUAGAAUGAAGGGUCACAUGUUCGAUAUUUGAAGGGUGAAGCCCCUCCCCCAUGACCCGACGGAGAUCUCAAAAAGAACCUCGCCUCUACCCCCUGCAGAAUGGACGAUUACAAAUCAGAAUAGCGAAGCAGUUUUCUUUAGAUCAGUGUCUAGUAUGGAGGAAAGGCAAUGAUUGAAAAGGAGAGAAAAUGACGUCAGAAAGGGACCGGAAGUGUUACGGCAUGACGUCACCUCAGGAGGCCACAAGUUAAAAACGGCUUUUUUCCUAUGGUAUCUGUGACGGGGUCAAGUCAGGUAUUGGAAACGGUCGUAGAAUAGAAUAUGUGAGUACACUUUGUUGGAAUAAUCUAGUGGAAAUUUGAAAGUUGACGGAAUGGGACUAAUCCAAACAGACAGUAGUGCCAGCUAUUGGAGAAUUAAAGAAAUACUAACUUAUAGAAGGGAAAUAACUUCUGCAACACUUCAAGCAAAGUGAAAGUUAAUUAUUAAUAAGGUUGAUCAAUUACCAAUCACUGACUCGUUGUUGAUAUCUGACUACGGUUAAAUUGACAAAGAUUUAAUCUAAGGCUGUUAUGGUGAUAAUAAUAAUACUAAUAAUAAUGUAAAUAAUGAAAUUACGUGAACUUCUCGAUGUUACAUUAAUUAUUUCGAAGCGUAAACAUAACAACAUUAGGAAAAUGUAUUUGCUGUCUUAAAUAACUGCCAAACUGAAAUUUUGAUCCAUGAUCGACUGUUACAUGUGAUUUAAAGGAAAUUCAUUUGUAAAAUGAGAGUAAUGUCGCAUAAUUAAUUAGUGAAAUGAGAGGAAACCGAUUGAUUAAUGUUGUCCUGUUGUUUAUGAGGCAUAGAUAAAACG
Octopus bimaculoides (California two-spot octopus) is the source of this 3775-nucleotide messenger RNA. RefSeq lists its product as uncharacterized. Gene Ontology annotation, biological process: regulation of transcription by RNA polymerase II. The record is from RefSeq and is a predicted model, not a curated record. Gene Ontology annotation, cellular component: nucleus. Gene Ontology annotation, molecular function: DNA-binding transcription activator activity, RNA polymerase II-specific; RNA polymerase II cis-regulatory region sequence-specific DNA binding. Lineage: Eukaryota; Metazoa; Mollusca; Cephalopoda; Octopoda; Octopodidae.